AUGUUCUCCCAGGCACUCACACUAUAUGAAAACAGACAGUACAAAAAGAGUUUGAGGAAACUCAGACAGGGUGGUGGCAACACUGGCACCACCGGAGGUGGUGCUAGUGCCACUACUGCUGCCGCCCUCCUAGAGUCUAUCCUCCUUGCAGAACUAGGAAAACCUCACUCGCACCCAGAGUCCCUCCUCAACAUCAAUAACAAGUCUGACAAGUCUGACUUGUUAUUUACAUAUUAUCUCCUAGCAGCAGGUCCGCCAGGACCUGCUGUCGCUGCUGAUGAUGCAGGGGCUGGAAAAGCAGGCACAGCAGAGACAGAUGUCUCUGUCGCUGUCGCUGCUGCAGGUCCUGGCGGACCUGCUUACCUACAUGGCGACUGCCAAAAGGCAGUCGCCACCUUGGAUAAGGUCGAGGUGAUUAUGGGGAAGGAGGAUUAUGAGGGGAGACAGUGUAGAAGGUUUAGGGAACACAUAGCCCACUCCCAUGGCUGGCGCCAUGGGAGUGAGACCAAGAAGCACCCUGCUAAAGAGCACCCUGCUGAAAAGCAGAGUGCUAUACACAAGAAAGACAAUGAGAGUGACAAUGAGAGUGACAUGGUGAGUGAUUUGGAGCAGAGCGGUAUGGCGAGUGCCCACUCCCAUGGCUGGCGCCAUGGGACUGGGCUUUUAGAGCAGGGGGAGGAGGAGUUGGUCCAGUACCUCAGUUACUAUAUCUCCAGAAAGGUCUUUGUCUAUCCGCUAGUAAAACACUUGAGAUCAGGGGUUAUGGACUUGGCAGUCAGAAGGCUCGCUUUGAUGGAGCCACUGCCCGCAGUGGAUCCAUAUCUAGCACACUUCCUCGCCCUCUACCAUAAAGACUUGCCUUUGAUCGAGGAGGCUAUUGCAUGGACUCCAACCUUGCCGGACUUGUAUGUCGUGAGAGCAAGACUCUUGAAGGGCAGGGCAAGGCAGAGCAACACCACUCUGGCAAGCCAGAGUGAUCUUGCUUCGGCUGCUGCUGCCAUAGAUACCGCUCGCCAUCUAGACCUUUCCGAUAGAUGGCUUAAUCAGAAAUGCGUAAAGUACUACUUGCUUCUGGGGAAUACCCCAGAAGCAAAAAGGGUCAUGCUGUGCUUUCAGAAAUGGGAGAUGGUUAAAGAGUUGCAGAUGGUAAGGACUAUACUAGACUUUUCUGAAGCAGCGAAGAGCUCUGCUCCUGAAGCAGCUGCGAAGGCAGCUGCUGAACAGCAACACCACCCCUCAGCAUCUGAAGCAGCUGCGAAGGCAGCUGCUGAACAGCAACACCACCCCUCAGCAUCUGAAGCAGCUGCGAAGGCAGCUGCUGAACAGCAACACCACCCCUCAGCAUCUGAAGCAGCUGCCUUCGCAGCUGCUGAACAGCAGGUAGGUACUACUCAAAGUACUCCUCAAGGUACUCCUCAAGAUGCUCAUCAAGGUACUGCUCCUUCUUCAUCACCAUCUGCUGCCGCAGAUGGUAAUGAAGCUAAGCAGAGUGCAUUACCAUCUGCUGCCGCAGAUGCUAAUGCAGUGGUGUCCAUCUUCUCAUCAUGGCUUUCAGACAUCUUCGACUUCCAUCUAUACUGCAUGAGACGUACUCCCUUGGAGUACCUCUACCUAAUGAGAUGGGCUCGUAACCUCUACAGCUCCCCCAUAUUUGUCCGCGCCAUGAAUGGCGCAGACCUGGCAACUUUGCAAUCCUUGCAUAAAGAGCUCGUCGAUCCCUCUUCUCUUGGUCAAGAAGAUAAUGAAAAGCUGCUACAAACUGUCAUGCCUCAGACGUCAAGUGUUACCAAUGUGGCCAAAUGGGACAUAUCUCGAAAGAGUGUGAGGCUAACUAACUCUGCUCCUGAAUUCACUGCGUAG
Messenger RNA from Lodderomyces oxycetoniae, 1860 nucleotides. RefSeq names its product peptide alpha-N-acetyltransferase complex A subunit. The record is from RefSeq and is a predicted model, not a curated record. Gene Ontology annotation, cellular component: cytoplasm. The transcript has 6 exons. Gene Ontology annotation, biological process: N-terminal peptidyl-methionine acetylation. The coding region runs from base 1 to 1860 and encodes 619 amino acids. Lineage: Eukaryota; Fungi; Ascomycota; Pichiomycetes; Serinales; Debaryomycetaceae.